AUGGACAAUGUCAAUAACGUCACUGAAUUUAUCCUGUUGGGACUUUCCCAGAACAAGAAAAUUAAAAAUGUUUGCUUUCUACUCUUCUUAUCUUGCUACAUAGCUAUUUGGAUAGGAAACUUACUCAUAAUAAUUUCCAUCACAUGCAGUCAACUCAUAGACCAACCUAUGUAUUUCUUUCUUAAUUACCUUGCUCUCUCAGACCUGUGUUAUACCUCAACAGUGACACCCAAGCUAGUCAUUGACUUACUGGAAGAAAGAAACACAAUUUCUUAUACUAGCUGCAUGACCCAGCUUUUUGCUAUGCACUUCUUUGGGGGGAUUGAGGUCUUCAUCCUGACAGUGAUGGCCUAUGAUCGCUACGUGGCUAUCUGCAAGCCCUUGCAUUAUGCCAUCAUCAUGAACAAAAGGAAGUGUGAUGUGAUCAUCAUUGCUUGCUGUACUGGGGCAUUUCUGCACUCCUUUUUUCAGUGUCUCCUCACUAUCAACCUACCUUUCUGUGGCCCCAACGAGAUAGAUCAUUACUUCUGUGAUGUGUAUCCUUUGCUGAAACUGGCCUGUACUGACACAUACAGAGUCGGGAUCCUGGUUGUUGCCAAUUCGGGCAUGAUGGGUUUGGUGACUUUUGUGGUCUUGUUGCUGUCGUACUUUUUGAUAUUAUACACCAUCAGGGCUUUCCCUACUGAAAACCGCAGCAAAGCUCUUUCUACUUGCAGUUCCCACAUAACAGUUGUGGUUCUAUUCUUUGUGCCUGUCCUGUUCAUUUACAUUAGACCAGCCAUCAUUUUUCCAGAAGAUAAAGUUUUUGCUCUUUUCUACACCAUCAUUGCCCCCAUGUUCAACCCUCUGAUUUACACUUUGAGAAACACAGAGAUGAAGAAUGCCUUGAGGAAAAUAUGGUGCCAGAAUCCAUUUCUGAUUGGAAGACAAUUUAUAUAA
Molecule: messenger RNA, 939 nt
Organism: Chrysochloris asiatica (Cape golden mole)
Lineage: Eukaryota; Metazoa; Chordata; Mammalia; Afrosoricida; Chrysochloridae
Product: olfactory receptor 4P4-like
Exons: 1
Coding region: 1-939 (312 amino acids)
Biological process (GO): G protein-coupled receptor signaling pathway
Cellular component (GO): membrane
Molecular function (GO): olfactory receptor activity; G protein-coupled receptor activity
Source: RefSeq, a predicted model, not a curated record